UUUUCCCUAUACCGUUAUGUCUCCUCCCACCUCAUAAAUAUUCAUGAGCAAAGUUGCCUGCGUGCCGUUACGCUAUGACGACAUGGAAGAACUGCGGGUCCCGAUUGCUGCAGCCGCUUGUCAUUGUGACGAAGAUUGGCACUAAGUUCAGUGGAGCUGAAGAGCAGCUUUAAUAGAAUGCCCAAGAGCUGUCCACGGCAACAGUAACUAUGAUGACAUCCCCAUCGGUGUCCAUGGAGGAUUACCAAGAGGCUGAGCAGAUGCAAGAAGAACAGACGGCGGGACAAGUGGAGGAGAGGUUGGAGGAAGAGGAGGAGAGAGAGGAAGAGGAGAGCAGCUCAGCGCCGUCUGAACCACAGACUCCUAUGGAGGUCUACAAGACUGCUAUUUACAGACACCCCUUGUUCCCCCUGCUGGCGCUGCUCUUUGAGAAAUGUGAGCAAUCGACUCAGAGCUCGGAGUGCGUGACCUCGGCCAGCUUCGAUGUGGAUAUCGAGAACUUUGUGCGAAACCAGGAGAAAGAAGGCAAGGCUUUCUUCAGUGAGGACCCCGAUUUGGACAAUCUGAUGGUGAAGGCCAUCCAGGUGUUACGGAUUCACCUGCUGGAGCUGGAGAAGGUGAAUGACCUGUGUAAAGAUUUCUGCAGCCGCUACAUCGCCUGCCUCAAGACCAAGAUGAACAGCGAGACGCUGCUCAGCGGAGAGCCAGGAAGCCCCUACUCCCCAACACACACACAGCCGCUGAGCUCGUUCUCUGGAGCCAUGAGUCCUCAAGGUAUUGUAGUACCAGCGUCGUCUUUACAACAAGGCAACAUUACUGUCACAGCUGUAAACCCCACACAGGUGGUCACAGGUGGUACAGUGUAUCAGCCUGUUACAGUUGUCACUCCACAGGGGCAGGUGGUCACACAGACUCUGUCACCUGGAACAAUACGCAUCCAGAACUCACAGCUUCAGCUGCAGUUGAACCAGGAUCUAAACUUCUUCAGUCAGGAGGACAACUCGUCUAAAGCCAAGAGAGGCAUCUUGCCUAAACACGCCACCAGUGUCAUGCGUUCUUGGCUCUUCCAGCACAUCGGUCACCCCUAUCCUACAGAAGAUGAGAAGAAACAGAUCGCCCUGCAGACCAACCUCACCCUGCUGCAGGUUAACAACUGGUUUAUUAAUGCACGGCGACGGAUCCUUCAGCCCAUGCUGGACGCCAGCUCCUCGGACACACCCAAGAACAAAAAGAAGACGCCCCAAACGCGGCCCCUACAACGCUUCUGGCCCAACUCCCUCGCCGCCUCUGUGUCCCAGCAGCAGGUCACCAUGGAAGACGGUACCACAGUAACAGUCGGUGUGGGUGAGGACGGCCUCCAGACGCUCUCAUCAGAUGGAGCUACGCUGGCCAUGCAGCAGGUCAUGAUGGGAAGUCACAGCGAGGAGGAGGAUGAGGAGGAUGAAGAGGAUGAAGAGGACGAGGACAAUGAUCCUUCCCACUCCGACAUGACCAGGCUGGGCCUGGAGACCAGCGACUCUCUGUAGUAGGACUGAAGCACACACACACACACACACACACACACACACACACACACACACACACACACACAGUGACUUUAGUAAGGCACAUCAGAGCACUAAGAAGAAAGAUACGUUCACACAGACACCUCGGCCGACGUGUUGAAGGUCACAGAACGUCCUCAAGCUGUCAAACAGCUCAUCUGAAGUACAGAGAAAGGGCUUAAAGCCACACAGACACCGACACAACCCAUACACACUCAAGCACAAGUCUCACACGCAUCAUUUCCGACGCAGUUAGCCGAGUGCACUUUUUGUAUGAUACUCUUAAUUAAAGAAAGUGUUCAAAGCACAUUCUGAAAGAGCUAAAAGGAAGGAAAAAAAAUAAUGUUGAUGCUGGAUUUGAUUUGAUUGUAGUUAUCCUCGUGGUCUGGGAUACUAUAACAAUGAGAUUUCAGCUCUUUGCAUGCCUGUGUUUGCACCAAGAAAAAAAAGGAACUAUUUUUAUAGCACACUGUCACAUGUGAUCGGUGCCAAUUUGUUUGUUUUCUCCUUUUAGUUUGUUUUGCUCUGUUUUGUAAGGAGAAUUUAUGUAUGAAAAAGACAAAAAACACUUUUAACUUGCUCACCCUGUUUUGGAGGGGAUUGUGGUAACUACUUAGUACAAAGAAUGACUAUCCGCUGAAGGCAUAGACUAUGAAGCCUUACCUUUUUACAUUUCUAACGCCACAAUGUGAGACACGCUCAUAUUUAUGGAAGUUUAUUUCAACCACAGAAUUAAAACAACAUUUAAAAGGGAACCAUGACUUUUUAUCUCACAUUUCGGACUAUUUUACGUAGAAUUGUGAGGUUAUAUGUCACAAAUCUGAGUUUAUAUCUCGCAAUUCUGUUUUAUUUUCUUGCAGUUCUGAGUUUAUAUCUUUUGCCGAGAAAAAGAGGUCUGAAUUGAAGUCUUUAUUGUGAGAUAUCAACUCAAAAGAAAAGAGAAAGUAAGUUAAAGUUAGAAUUAUAAGGCUAAAAAGUCACAGUUUGCUUUCUUAAUUCCAUGGUGAAAAAAAAAAAAAAAAGAAUCUUCUACACACAUCUGAUGUCACUUCCUGUGCAAUCGGCAUGGAUACCGUGUCCAAACAUGAUAUGUUUGCAAGGUUGUAAUAAUGUUUAUGUCAUGCAAUGCCUGUUAUUGUUGUAUGAGAAGAAAAUGUGCUUUUUAAUGAUUAUAUUGCCAAAACUCCAAAUGAAGUGAAACCGAGAAGGACGUCAACAAGACUUUGUAUUUAUGUUAAUUUUUUUUUGGCAAAGGGACUCAUCGUUGAUUUAUGACAGAUUUCUUUUUUUUAUUCCGUGUUGUUAUGGACAGUUCAUAUAGCUUUUUUUUUUUUUUUUUUAAAGAAAAAGUGGAUAAAACUAAUGUUUUCAAUAUUUAACAAUUGAUUGCAUGCUUUUUCAUUUAUUGUAAAGAGACAUACAACAUGAUUUUUGAAACCUAACAUAUGCUCACAAUAGAAAUGCCAAUCUAUCCGUGUAAACCCAGUGAGACUGGUACAGUCGAGCUGUUAGUAACCUCUUGAUGGUAUAUUUAACAAAGAAGACAAUAUAAUAUAUAUUAUGAUUUCUUCUAUUUCCAGCUGCCACUCGACUGAGCUCGUCUGUCCUGUUUUCUAGUAAUUUAGCGUGUUCAGUAUGUGCUGUAGGCUGUCUGUACUGAGCGGCUUAUCAUUGGCAGUAAUCUUGUGAUGACUAACCCGAAAGGAGAAACUCCGUUAGCUUAGCACGGGGAGGUUUAAACACUGUCUUAUUCUCUUUGCUUCUAUAAUCGCUUCUGUCUCUCACACAAACACACAGAUAUGCCUUUCAGACUCUUCAUUUUGUAAUAAAGAACACUGUACCUGAA
Molecule: messenger RNA, 3390 nt
Organism: Carassius carassius (crucian carp)
Lineage: Eukaryota; Metazoa; Chordata; Actinopteri; Cypriniformes; Cyprinidae
Gene: pknox1.2
Product: pbx/knotted 1 homeobox 1.2
Exons: 11
Coding region: 210-1526 (438 amino acids)
Biological process (GO): angiogenesis; regulation of transcription by RNA polymerase II
Molecular function (GO): RNA polymerase II cis-regulatory region sequence-specific DNA binding; DNA-binding transcription factor activity, RNA polymerase II-specific
Source: RefSeq, a predicted model, not a curated record